Molecule: messenger RNA, 900 nt
Organism: Calliphora vicina (urban bluebottle blowfly)
Lineage: Eukaryota; Metazoa; Arthropoda; Insecta; Diptera; Calliphoridae
Product: ras-like protein family member 10B
Exons: 6
Molecular function (GO): GTP binding; GTPase activity
Source: RefSeq, a predicted model, not a curated record
ACCAACCUAACAACGUUUAAUUAAAAAUAAAAAUAGAAAAGAAAAUUGCAAACUGGCGUUCUUUCAAAAUAUAAUGUGGAGCACUAUUUCGCCGACAAAUUCGAAAAAACUUUUAAUUGGCAGCACACGCAGCGUUGACUAUGUCGGUGACAAUUCUACAACAAAAUCUACAAAGAUCUCAAUCGCAAUGGAAAUUCAUAUACAAAAUAAGUGCAUUUCAGCAUAGCGCAUCACUCUGGAGGGUGGUGCAGAGCCCCCAUGGCUACAGGGCCCCCUUAAAGCGGCAUUUUUGGGGGCCACUGGCGUCGGUAAAACAAGUAUAUUACAGCAAUUUUUCUACCAUGAUUUCCCCAAGACACAUCAAACAACAACCAGAAGAAAAGUAUACAAGAGCUGCCUGGUAUGUGAUACAUGUAUACGAGAGCUGAUGGUAAUCGAUGUUCCACCCCAGAAACGAUUUCCAGCUGAUAAUUUUGCUGAAUGGAACAACGGCCAUCCACUGGGGUUGAGAACAGUUCAUGCGUAUGUUUUAGUGUUUGAUAUGGGAAAUUUGGAAACAUUUCGGUAUUGCAGAUCUAUGAGAGAUCAAAUUUUGGAUAGUUUUAGUCAUCGUGAUUUUAGUAUAAUUGUAGUUGGCAAUAAAUAUGAUACAAUAACUGAAACACAAGCAAAUUCACAGGAAUUAAAAGAUAUUUCAACUUUAGUGCGAAAACAUUGGCGCUGCGGUUAUGUGGAGUGUUCAGCACAAUACAAUUAUAAAAUUGGUGAUGUGUUUCGUGAAUUAAUGGGUUGUACCAGUAGUGGCGGUGUCAUUGGCACUGAAUUUUCACAAUCAAAUAGAAAUAAAGGACGUUGUACAAUACUUUAGCAAUUUCUGCAUAAGUUUUUUUAAGUGCAUCA